This is a messenger RNA of Brassica oleracea var. oleracea, 2543 nucleotides long. Its product is annotated as probable L-type lectin-domain containing receptor kinase I.6. Gene Ontology annotation, molecular function: protein kinase activity; carbohydrate binding; ATP binding. The record is from RefSeq and is a predicted model, not a curated record. Lineage: Eukaryota; Viridiplantae; Streptophyta; Magnoliopsida; Brassicales; Brassicaceae. Gene Ontology annotation, biological process: protein phosphorylation. Gene Ontology annotation, cellular component: plasma membrane.
CAACGUCAUUUACUCCUGAGAGCGAGAUUCUUGGGAGAGUGGAGACAAAUCGCCACUCGAAUCCCGGGAGAUGAAGUCGCAUUGUUGUUUCUCAGGGACGGCGCAUGGCGUAUGCGAUUGUUACCACGCGGCGAAGGAAGCUUCGCUUAGGUCUUCUCCGUGAUCUUAAACGCUUUCCACAUAACUGAUGUUUUCCAAAAAUGCAGCCACCAGUCCUUUUGGUCAAAUCCUGCUCGCUUCGGAUUGCUACCACAUGAUCUUCAGAGUAUUUAUUUAGAUCUGCACGAUAGUGGGGCUUCCUCUUGAUGAUUGGAGAGUAAUGGAGAAUAUUCUUAAAACCAGGAUCACAUCUCAUUCUGAUGAUCUUCUUUGUUCAUCUGAUCUGCAUCUCGAGUCAGAAGGAGACAGGGUUUAUCUAUAAUGGCUUUGGUGGCCAAGCAAACCUUUCUACUGACGGCGUUGCCAAGAUUCUUCCGGGAGGACAGUUGCAGUUGACCGAUGGAUCCGGGCAGGAAAUGGGACAUGCUUUCUUGAAGAAGCCUUUUGAGUUCACUUCACCUGAAUCACUCUCUUUCUCAACACAAUUUGUGUGUGCUCUGGUGCCUAAGCCAGGAUUUAUCGGUGGUCAUGGUAUCGCCUUUGUUCUGUCUGCUUCCAUGGAUCUCACACAUGCAGAUGCGACGCAGUUCUUGGGACUUUUUAACAUCUCCACUCAAGGAUCCUCCUCUUCUCAUCUAGUCGCUGUUGAGCUUGAUACUGCCCUCAGCGCUGAGUUUGAUGACAUCAAUGCCAAUCAUGUCGGUAUCGAUGUCAACGGCCUUAUCUCUAUCGCAUCGACCCCUGCUUCUUACUUUUCCGAGAUAAAAGGUAAGAACGAAAGCAUAUCGCUUCUGAGUGGAGCUCCUAUUCAAGUCUGGGUGGACUACGGAGGAAACGUGCUUAAUGUUUCGCUGGCCCCUCACAAAAUUCAAAAGCCAAGUCAGCCUCUUUUGUCAACAUCUCUUAACCUUUCAGAAUCUUUCCCAGAUAGAAAGAUUUAUCUUGGGUUCUCUGGAGCGACAGGGACACUGAUCAGUUACCAAUACAUACCACUGCAGACCCUGGAUGUCACUAAGCUUCCUCGAGUCCCUCCUCAUAAAGCUAAAAACGAGAGACCAUCAACGCUGCUUAUUGUUCUGCUAAUAUUACUGGCAGUCAUAUUGUUUUUGGUUCUUGGAGCAGCUUUCGCCUACAGGAGAAGGAAAUCUGCAGAAGUAAGAGAAGAAUGGGAAGGAGAAUAUGGUCCACACCGCCUUUCCUAUAAAACUCUGUACAAAGCGACCAAAGGGUUCCACAAGGAUGGACUUCUCGGGAAAGGAGGCUUUGGAGAAGUGUACAAAGGAACUCUGCCUUCCCAUGGAGAAAUAGCAGUGAAAAGAGUGUCGCACGAGGCAGAGGAAGGGAUGAAGCAGUUUGUGGCUGAAAUCGUGAGCAUGGGUACUCUGAAGCACAAGAAUAUGGUUCCACUUCUUGGGUACUGUAGAAGAAAAGGUGAGUUACUUCUGGUAUCUGAAUACAUGCCCAAUGGUAGUCUUGACCAAUACUUGUUCUACGACGAUAAACCUCCCUUUUCAUGGCGUCGGAGACUUAUAAUCAUCAAGGAUAUAGCUUCAGCUUUAAAUUACAUGCAUACAGGAGCUCCUCAAGUUGUUCUCCACCGGGAUAUCAAGGCUUCUAAUGUUAUGUUAGACGCUGAAUAUAACGGAAGGUUAGGGGACUUUGGUAUGGCGAGGUUUCAUGAUCAUGGAGCAGACCCUGCUACAACUGCCGCUGUGGGAACCAUUGGCUACAUGGCACCGGAGCUUGUUACCAUGGGAGCUUCCACUGCAACCGACGUUUAUGGCUUUGGUGCCUUCCUACUUGAAGUUACAUGUGGGAGGAGACCCGUUGAGCCUGCGUUGCCAGAGGAAAGAAGGUCUUUGGUUAAGUGGGUCUGCCAAUGCUGGGAGAUGGCUUCUUUGCUCGGAGCUAAAGAUCCGAGAAUGAGAGGUGAAAUCUCAGCUGAGGAAGUGGAAAUGGUAUUGAAAAUUGGAUUGAUUUGCAUGAAUGCUGUGGCGGAACUGAGACCUUCGAUGGAAGAAGUGAUGCAAUACUUAAAUGGAAGCCUAAAGCUGCCUGAUAUCACCCCACAUUCUCCUGGAAUAGGGUCCUUUGUACCACUGAUUAUGGGAUCAUACCCGCUCCCUGCCUCCCCUACUACGGAGACCUUGUCAGCAUCCCUUUACUCUUCUUCCUCAGCCAACGACUCUACAUUUGUCACUCACUCCAUUGUCUAUGGGCACGGACGGUAGAAAACAUGGGAAACUUUCUCCUCUAUUUUAUUAAGUUUACUUGGAAUGAGAAAAGCCAUGUUAGGGUUGUGUGAAGUAACUCUAGUUGGCGGGAGUACCAUUGUGCUCCACUUGUGAAAUUUAUUCUAAUACGACACAAAGACAUCCCAGCAUUGAAAAGUAAUGCUUGGAGUCUUUUGUAGAAAUGUUUUUCUUAGGAUUUGUAAAUUUUGA